GCGACGGUAUCUUAACUUACCUGCCUGCCUUGCAUCGAAGACUGGAAGCUUUCUAGAACUUCUAGGUGCCUAUACCCUUGCUUUAUUAAUCUAUUUCCAACACGCUUUUCCCGGCACGCACCCGGCACGGCCCUCCAGAUCCGUGGAUCACGAAUAUCUACCUGCCUUACCUACCUCAAAACUACCCCCGUCCUACACUUCGACAACACCCCCCAUACAAUAAUAACACAUCUCGAAGCUAUCGUGGACCAGAGUCGAUGGUCCUCUCGAGAAGCUUUCGGUGGCUUUCAGAUCUGCGUUGUCACAAAGGACGGGCAAUCACGGCAACCUCGGACGCAGGAUCUUUAAUUUGAGAUCUCGAGAACACGACGUACAGUGAACAUGGCGACUGCACAGGAUAUCCCCGAACGACCUGCUCUCCGUCGAGAGUCCCCAUCUCCAUCCGCCUCGCCGACUCCAGCAAUAGGGGCAUGUCCAGGGCUCUCGCGUUGUGUCUCAACGGCUUCUACGGGGUCUCUCUUUUCUGGCAGCUCCAGUACAAUGGGACGAGAAUCCCUGGCCGGCUCAGUUAUAAGUGUGGGGUCCCGAUCAUCGUCUGCGAGCUACUCAUCUCGAUAUUCAACGGGAGGCCAUGAGAAAUCGAAGAGGCGUGGAUACGUUCGACCCCAAGGGACGGAUUUCGCGGCAUCGGCCAAGUCGAGAGAAAGUGUCCUAAGCCUAGGCAGCAUAGUCCAUCUCCAAUACUACUUCGCGCGGACAGGACUCUUGGACGGGAAAGGAGGACGAUUGGCCAAGAAGAAGGAAACCCACCCGCCGCUGGACCUGUCGGCUUUGGAUACAUCAUUCCUCACACCAAACGGGGUUGGUUCAGACGUGGACUCGUCGUAUGCAUCGAUGGGCAGCAGCCCGGAGCUCGUCGCACAAGGACUGGAUGGGAUGAUGGUGGAGAGCCCUACACAAGAGGAUGAGGACGAGGACGACUAUUUCAGCGGUGAAGAAGGCGACGAACCACACAUGCUUCCUCCGACUGUAAGCACAUAUAUCCACCGCGAGAAGAUUAUCCCCCCGCCACCGAGCCUCGAAGAACUCAAAGACGAUCUACAAAAGGCCCUAGUAGAAGCAUCCAAAGUUCUCGAAGAUGCCAAGCAAAACCAAAACCCCCCGCUCACCUCUCCGCCCACCUCACCACCUCGUAUAAUAACAUCUGACGCACCAACGACACCCGGCUCACCAAAUGCCUCAUCACCCACUACUGAACGCGGAUGGUAUGAAUUGCAGGGAAUGCAUAUUCUAGAUAUCAUGACUUUGGCCAUCCGUGCAGCGAAAAUUUAUUAUACAUCCCACGAUCAACCAGCACGUCUUUCAACUAUCAAGUCUGAACGACAAAUCCGAUCGGAAUUACUUUCCGUCAUGGAUGUCCUGAAACGAAUGGCCACAAGGAAUUUUGCCUCCGGAAUGAAAUUAGAAGAACGAGAGAUUAUGGAAAGCUGGAUAGAAAGCGUGCAUGAAAUGUUAAAGCUGGAAGAGGAGAUGGAAGAGGCAGAGAGACAACGAAGGGCCAGCUGGACCUGGCUGCAUGAUUCCUGGAACGGCGGAGACAUCGAGAGGGAAUACGCCUUCAUAAAAUCUAUGGAUCCCGACCCCGACACGAUCCCAGAAUUCAAAUCCGUAGAUGAUUUUGAGGAUGAGAAUUUACCAACAGAGUUUCUCAAAGAGAUGAGAACCGGCAUGAGAUUGAUCAAGUUACAUAACGCCGUGGUAAGGAAAAGCAAGAGACCGUUUGGGGCCAUUGAUAGGUGGCAUACCAAUUUCGACAAACCAUAUCGAUGCGCGGAAAACUUGAGGUAUUGGAUCAAAGCUGCGGAGUUGAGAUGGGAGGUUAUCCUGGAUGUAGAUGUUAUGGGGGUAGUCCAUGGAACGGACAGGGCUGCCUGGAAGGGGUUCGAGGAAGCAAUCUGGAAGUGGUGUGGUAAGGUCCGGGCAGAGAUUUCUUCAGAACUGAAGGUUUAAGUCGAGAGAUGCGCGAUGAUUCCAUGAUGGUUAUGAAGCCAACACUCAUAUCUAAUAAGAGAGAGGUUCUAGGGACCCCCAAGCCUUCUUAAUUGUACAUAGUAUAGGGGUUGGAGGGUCUACUUUUGCUUCGAUCGCGCUAUACCCAGUCUCAGUUGAUUUACAGACAUUCUGAUCAAAGAGCAGAUUCAUACAAAACGUUUGCCGCGG
Amorphotheca resinae ATCC 22711 is the source of this 2220-nucleotide messenger RNA. RefSeq lists its product as hypothetical. NCBI's taxonomy places the organism in Eukaryota, Fungi, Ascomycota, Leotiomycetes, Helotiales, Amorphothecaceae. Bases 382 to 2010 code for a protein of 542 amino acids. The transcript has a single exon. The record is from RefSeq and is a predicted model, not a curated record.